CGCGCUCGCCUUAUCUGCUUUGAACCUCUCUCAAUGCCGCUCCUGGCUCGAAGCUCAUGCUGGUUUUCUACCCGUUAUAGGAGCCCUCAUGGUGGCAUCUUCGUCCGGUUCAAUUCCUCGUUUACCUCUGACCAUUUCGCCCAACUCGCCGCUAGUCCAUCCUCCCUCCAUCAGAUCUACCAGUCCCUCUCGACAGAUCCGUACGUGAAUCUAUCCAUUGAACAUUUCCUGCUCCAGCAUGCUCCCCCCGAAUCAAGGAUCCUGUUUCUAUAUGUCAAUCGACCGUGUGUUGUAAUUGGGCGGAACCAGAAUCCAUGGCUUGAGACGAAUCUCACAGUGCUUCAAAAUGAUCGCGCGGGAGACAAUAACGGUGAUGAGCCCGUCUUCGUUCGACGACGCUCCGGCGGUGGUGCAGUCUUCCAUGAUGCCGGAAACUUGAACUACAGUGUAAUUUCCCCGAGGACAACCUUCACGCGCAAUAAACAUGCGGAGAUGAUGGUGCGCGCAUUGCACCGUAUCGGAGCAGUCAACACCAGUGUGAAUGGCCGUCAUGAUAUUGUUAUGACUACGGAUCGGCCGCGGAAGAUUUCCGGGUCAGCAUUUAAAUUGACCCGACAUCGUGCGCUGCACCACGGGACAUGUCUACUGGAUUCCCCGAAUAUCGACAUACUGGGGUCCUUUUUACGGUCACCUGCGAGGGAUUACAUCAAAGCCAUGGGCGUUGAGAGUGUCCGAUCUCCAGUAGCUAAUGUGUCUUCUUCUUUGGGGGAUUCGCUCCCCCCAUUUUCGAUCCAAACAGUGAUCGCGAGUGUGAUGGAGGAAUUCGCACGUCUCUACCAGACCAAUCCAGAUGCUGUUCGCCGUGCCCAGCGGGCUCACGCGAAUGAGCCAGAGCUGCACGCAGGAGACGACUGGGUGGUGGGGGCAGUGGGAGACACACUAGCUUAUAGGGAGCCUGAAAUCAGGAAGGGCUUGGAUGAAUUGACUUCUUUGGAGUGGAAAUACACUCAAACCCCACGCUUUACCUUUUCCACAUAUCCCACUGAGGAAGAUCCCCGGGAACGACCGGCUCUUCCAGCGUCUUUGCCAUCUUCGACCCGUGUAUUUUUACGUUUAAAACAUGGUGCUAUUGUUGAGAGCCAUAUUUCCACAUCAGAUGACCCUCUGAUCGCCCCCGAGCAGGCGAGUCGUAUUCAUGGAGCCCUUGAUGGUCGCAACCUGCACGAGCUCCGGUUGGGAGACUGGACGCAGCUUUUGACUGAGCGAUUGUCUACGGACGAAGAUGCAGGCACUAUAGAGGAGCUUGCUAGGUUUAUUGCCGGUAAACUCGGCUGUACAUAAGUUGAUGCUGUAAGAUGGGUAUGAAUAUAGACUGUCCCUGGUAUAACAAGCUGGGAAACAACGGACAUAAUGAAUAGGGCGACAUGUUUAGCCUUGCAUUCCUUACGUAUUCUGCAGGACAAAGCCAUUCAAAGACCUAGUAGAGACCAAAUAUCCAU
Molecule: messenger RNA, 1499 nt
Organism: Aspergillus ochraceoroseus IBT 24754
Lineage: Eukaryota; Fungi; Ascomycota; Eurotiomycetes; Eurotiales; Aspergillaceae
Product: putative lipoate--protein ligase
Exons: 3
Coding region: 34-1341 (435 amino acids)
Biological process (GO): protein lipoylation
Cellular component (GO): mitochondrion; cytoplasm
Molecular function (GO): lipoyltransferase activity
Source: RefSeq, a predicted model, not a curated record